Lymnaea stagnalis (great pond snail) is the source of this 663-nucleotide messenger RNA. NCBI's taxonomy places the organism in Eukaryota, Metazoa, Mollusca, Gastropoda, Lymnaeidae. The record is from the annotation of a GenBank genome assembly.
UGGCCGUGGCAUGCCGUCAUCGUCGGGACCGACUACCACUGCGCAGGCGUCCUCGUCUCCGACCACUGGGUCCUGACGGUGCCUCGCUGCGCCAGGGAGGUGUCAGAGGUGUACCUGGGGCCGCUCAAGCUGAGCGUCACGCCGUUCAACCAGGUGCGGACGGUUGAGAAGAUAGUGGUUCAUGAGGAGUACGACCCGCGCACGCAGCACGACAGCAUCGCGCUGCUCAGACUGGACUCGCCUGUGGUUUUCACCGAACACGUCAAGCCGAUAUGCCUGCCCCUGGACGAGAUAGAUCCCGAGGGGAACGUGAGCUGUUUCGUCACCGGUUUCGGGUUCGCCUCGAACGCGUCAAGAGCUUUCCCGGACUUCCUGCAGCAUAAGGCGGUUCGCGUGAUGCGUCAAGACUGGUGUACCUUCACUUGGAACGUGGUUGGAUUUUUCUUCGAUAAGCGAAAUCUGUGCACGGAGAUUCAGGACAGCGGGGCGUGCGAUGGGGAAAUAGGAGACCCACUGACUUGUCAAGUGGGUGGAAAAUUUUAUCUAGUCGGAUUGCUGUGCAAUCGUCACACGGAUUGCAAGAAGGGUUUUAUACCAGAUAUUUUCAUAAGGAUAUCAGAAUACAACUACUGGAUAUUUGAUAGCAUCGCUAACAACGGUUAG